GAGCGCAAGAGUCCAAGCAAGGCGAUGGCGGUGGCCAUCUUUCUCGCAACCAACGACGAGGGCAACAAGGACGUUGGCAUUAGCAAAGCCAGCGAUACCUGCGUGCGCUUGGAGCCGAGUCCGCUCUCGCCCGGCGUCGCCAGUAUCAACUUUGACGCUGUUGUCGACUUGGGCGAAGCUUCGACCGCGCGCCCACACCUGUACCAAACCGUGGUCCAGCCGCUCGUGCUCUCUGCGCUGGCCGGCCGGCGUGCUACGAUUGUCGCUGCUGGCUGUGCUUCGUCUGGCAAGUCGACGCUACUGCAUGGUCUUACGCUCGGGCGUGGUGUCAUCGAGCUCGCACUGAGCGACCUCUAUGACGCUGUCCAGCGCCGCGUGCAGGACAACCCGGACGCCGUAUAUUUGAUUGAAAUGAGCUGCUUACUACUCGACGAAAGCACCAACGGCGACGACGAUGAGCUGCGGGAAAGCUACCUUGGCGUGCGGUCCAUCGACGACGCGAUCAAACUCUAUCAACGCUCGAUCGUGGCAUCCAACGGUGACGGGAAGCGGCACGCCUCGGUGGCCGUUCGCGUGGAAGUGCUGGAAGACUAUAGCAACGACAACAACGCAGUGCGCACCGCGCUCGUGGGCUCCAUUCGGUUUAUCGACGUCGCAGGAUCGUCCAUGAUUGCCGUCCCGCAGAGCGUCAAGCCAGGCAACGUCGAGUACUUUGGCGUCAGCCGCACGCUCUCCAAGCACUUUAGCUCACAUUUGCUCGCACCGUACACUACGUGCCUCCUCUUGGGUCUGCGCAUACCACGGGUCCAACAGCAGCAGGCGAUCCAGUCACUGCUGUACGCAUGUCGCAUCAAGGACCUCCCUGCUGUGAGCGCAACGCCGGCGUCUGCCUCCACUACUUUGCUCAAGUUGGCAGCGUGGAUGGAGACGGACAUUUGGCUCCCUACAGAGCGCGACGCGAUGAAGAAGCUACUGCCCAAAGUCUUGUGCCACACCGAGAGCGCAUGGCAGCUUAAAGCCCAGACUGUCCUUCCGUAUCUAUUUAUCAAGUCGGCGCUGCCAUCCCCCAUUCUCUCGCGCGCAUCCACAAACGCAGGCGAGACGUCGAGCGAAGACGAUGAGAAGCAGCCGAUUCUGGACUCGUCCCGAAGCGUGCUCGAAGCGAUCGACGCGCUCUUCGGCUCGGUGGGCCAGGACCACGGCCGAUCCGCCGCGUCCGCAACGCCCAUCUCCAAGCUGCGCAUGAUCCACUCGUGGUGGAAAGAGACGCACGACGGUCUCGUCGACGAAGAAGCCGUGACGCUCAAGUGCUCGAGCCGGCUCCAGAAGCUGCAGGCAUGCAUCCAGACGCAGCGCGCGCAGAUCAACGUCAUCCUCGCCGAGAAGCGCAGCCUCCAAGAGGAGCUCAGCCAAAGCCAAGACAAGCUGCUCGCCGUGUCGAGUGUCGUCCAGCAGCUCCAAGACGACGUAGCUACCAUGAAGCGAAAGAUGCGGCCGUCCACGGGGGAAGACGCAAUCGCGGCGCAGUUUUCGGCGCGCUUGACCAAGGUGAUUGACGAUACAAAGCAAGUCGUGGCAAUGAAGGAUGCACAAAUUGCUCAGCUCGAAGCCUCGUUGCGAGAGGCCUGCAGCAAGACAGACGCUCUACCUCCCAACGACCUCUCAAACGAGGCAGCGGUGGCCAACGAAAAGCUAGAGAUGGAACGCGCGUGGGCGGCCGAACGCAGCCGCUUGGAAGCCGACGCGAGCGACCUUCGCAAGCAGCUCCACGACGCAAGCGCCCACUCUGUGCCGAUCGCCAAGAUGCAGGCGAUGCGCACUCGGCUGCAGACCGCCCAGUCCAAGCUCGAAGCGGCCACGCAGACGCUGAGCACCAAGGAGCGCGAGUGGUCGGCCAAAGAACGCCAGUUUGAGAGUGCGCAAAAGGACCUCGUCGCCCAGAUCGACGCGUUAACGACUUCCAACAAGGCCUUGGCGACGCAGAUUGCAGCGCUGAACGCAACAAGAGAUUUGGAGCGUCAGACGCAGCAAGAAUGCAUCGACACGAUCGAGAAACUCACGAGCAUGUGCCAGCGGCUCGAGCGUCAAGUGGCCGACGACGGCGAUGCACGUCAGGCGCAGACACUUCAACACCAGUACAAAGCCGCGGCGUUCCAAGCCGCCCUCGCACAGAGCCAUGUCGAGGCAGAGGCGCGCGCGGACGAGCUCGCGCACCUCCGACGCCGGGAAGAGCACCUCGUGCAGGCGCUCGCGGUCUCAAACGAACAUGAAAGUCGCGCCAAGCAGCAAGUGCGCGCACUGGAGGCGCAAGUCGACGAGAUCCACCGGCUACGGCGCGAACAUUUCCACUUGCACGCUGUGCUAAACACGCAAGAGCACAAGCUACGCGUGUUGGAGCGCCAGCGGUAGAGGCGCCGUGGGUGUUGUGUACAUUAGUAGCGUUGGUUUAUAAUACCAACCACCGUAAAAUCGCUACGCCGACGACGGGAC
Messenger RNA from Saprolegnia parasitica CBS 223.65, 2490 nucleotides. RefSeq lists its product as hypothetical. Gene Ontology annotation, biological process: microtubule-based movement. The coding region runs from base 25 to 2409 and encodes 794 amino acids. The transcript has 5 exons. Lineage: Eukaryota; Oomycota; Saprolegniomycetes; Saprolegniales; Saprolegniaceae. Gene Ontology annotation, molecular function: microtubule binding; microtubule motor activity; ATP binding. The record is from RefSeq and is a predicted model, not a curated record.